Messenger RNA from Spea bombifrons (plains spadefoot toad), 1391 nucleotides. RefSeq names its product WD repeat domain 77 (gene WDR77). Gene Ontology annotation, cellular component: methylosome. The coding region runs from base 72 to 1037 and encodes 321 amino acids. The record is from RefSeq and is a predicted model, not a curated record. Gene Ontology annotation, molecular function: protein binding. Lineage: Eukaryota; Metazoa; Chordata; Amphibia; Anura; Pelobatidae. The transcript has 10 exons. Gene Ontology annotation, biological process: oocyte axis specification.
UGGCGCAGUGGUUGGCGGGAAGGAAACAAGAAAAAAACCGGAGUCGCUUCGGAGUUGCACGUGCUGGAACGAUGAAGAAAGAAAGUCCCUGGGGGAGCCCAAUGAGGGCCCCAGCAUGCAUGGACGUACAGCUGGAAGCUGCCCGCUACCGGAAAGAUGGAGUCUUGCUUUUGGCUGCUUCCAGUCUCAAUGGACGUACUUGGGGUGGAUCCAUUUGGGUGUUCAAGGAUCCCCUUGGUGCCCCUAACGAGAGCCUCUGUACGGCUGGCGUGCAGACUGAAGCCGGGGUGACAGACGUGGCUUGGGUGUUGGAGAAAGGCAUCCUCGUGGCUUCGGAUUCAGGUGCUGUGGAGCUUUGGGAACUAUUGGAGAAUGAAUCUCUCUUAGUCAGUAAAUCUACCAAGUAUGAACAUGACGACAUCGUAACAACCUUGAGUGUUUUUGCUGAUGGGGCGCAGGCAGUAAGUGGAAGCAGAGAUUGCAGUGUCAAAGUCUGGGACCUUGAACAAAAGAUGCUCCUAAAAUCCUACAAAGCGCAUUCUGACCAUGUCACGUGCGUGUCUGCUUGCCCUGGCAAAGAAGCAAUCUUUUUAUCUUCUGGUGAGGAUGGCUGCGUCUUACUCUGGGAUACAAGAAACCCCAAACCUGCCACUCGGAUCAAUCUUUCCUCGAAGCACAUUCCUACCUCUCUGACAUGGCAUCCAGACAAGGAUGAUACAUUUGCUUGUGGUGAUGAAAGUGGAAACGUUUUCACUGUAAAUCUGAAGAGUUCAGACUCUACCCAGGGGCUGGCUGUGCAUUCCCAGACCGUCACCGGACUAUCAUAUUCGAAGCACAGUACUCCUUUCCUGGCCUCUGUGAGUGAAGAUUGUUCUGUAGCAGUACUUGACUCGGACUCAAAAGAAGUCUUCAGGAACCAAUCGCAUGAAGAUUUUGUGACUGGUGUAGCUUGGUCACCUCUUGAUCACUCCAGCUUCACUACCAUUGGUUGGGAUCACAAAGUUCUUCAUCACAGCCUUAAAGAGUGCAAGUCAUAGGCUUUUUCUGGAAAGACACACCGGGUUUAUACCAACCACUAGACAGGAGGUGCAACCAUGGCUUGUCGUACAUCUUACUAAAGCUCUACAUUAGGUUUAAUGGCUUAAAAUGCCUAAAAUGCCUGAAGUCGACUUCAGUGUUGGCAGGCUACUUUCACUGAAUUCUGCAUGCCACAUUGGCAGCACAGAGUUUGAGUUUCUUUUGGAGAACUUUUGUAUAAACCUGCCAGCACCAUUCUGGAUUUCUGUUCUGUACCAGUAGUGCUAAUCAUUUGUUUAGGGUGACUCUUAAGCAGUGUUUAAUUGUGGCACGUAAUAAAUACCCUAGGCGUUAAUAAAGUGAAUUGACAGAAA